Closterium sp. NIES-65 is the source of this 2952-nucleotide messenger RNA. Lineage: Eukaryota; Viridiplantae; Streptophyta; Zygnematophyceae; Desmidiales; Closteriaceae. The record is from the annotation of a GenBank genome assembly.
AUGGCCACGGCGAGCAACAUAGUGGUGGGGUCGUACGUGUGGGUGGAGGACGCGCAGAAGGCAUGGAUGCCGGCAGAAGUACUCGGAGUAGACAGCAAGACUGUUACCGUCAAGAUUGGACGGAAAGAGGCCACUCUAAAGCUAUCCAACGUGCAUCCCAAGGACCCCGACGCGCCAAGCGGCGGAGUGGACGACAUGACGAAGCUGGCGUACCUGCACGAGCCGGGCGUGCUCAGCAACCUCGCCACGCGCUACGGCCUUGAUGAAAUUUACACAUACACUGGCAACAUUUUGAUCGCAGUGAAUCCGUUUCAGCGGCUGCCGCAUCUGUACAGCCAGCCCAUGAUGGAGCAGUACAAGGGCGUGCGCCUGGGCGAGCUCAGCCCGCACGUGUUUGCCAUCGCCGAGACUGCUUACAGGGCCAUGCUGGACUGCGGCGAGAGCCAGUCCAUUCUGGUGAGCGGGGAGAGCGGGGCGGGGAAGACAGAGACAACGAAGCUCAUCAUGCAGUAUCUGGCCUACAUGGGCGGGCGGGCCACUGAGGGCCGAUCCGUGGAAGCACAAGUGCUGGAGUCAAAUCCCCUCCUAGAAGCCUUUGGCAAUGCCAAGACAGUCAGGAACAACAACUCGAGCCGGUUUGGCAAGUUUGUGGAGAUCCAGUUUGAUGCGGCGGGGCGAAUAUCGGGGGCAGCAGUGCGGACGUACCUGCUAGAGCGGUCCAGAGUGGUGCAGACCUCUGAUCCUGAGCGCAACUACCACUGCUUCUACCAGCUCUGUGCCGGUGCCACCCCUGAGGAAGCAGCAAAAUUAAAGCUCGCCCCACCAGAGACGUUCCACUACCUCAACCAGAGUUCCUGCUUUGAGCUAACUGGGUACAGCAACAACGCUGACGAGUAUGCUGCCACCCGCAGAGCCAUGGACGUGGUGGGGCUCAGCCACCUGGAGCAGGACGCCAUUUUCCGAGUGGUGGCAGCAAUUCUGCACUUGGGCAACAUCUCGUUUGCCCCAGGCAAGCAGCCUGACUCAUCCAAGGUGUCGGGCGACAAGGCCAAGUUCCACCUGGAAGCAGCAGCGGAGCUCCUUGGGUGCGAUCGGCGAGCACUGCGAGAAUCACUCAUCACUCGCACGCUGGUGACUCGUGAUGGGAACAUCAAGAGGGAGUUGGACCCGGCAGCAGCAGUGAUCAGCAGAGAUACGCUCGCCAAGACCAUCUACUCCAAGCUCUUCGAUUGGCUGGUGCACAAGGUGAACGUGUCUAUCGGCCAGGACCCCCAUGUCAAGUCAAUCAUUGGUGUGCUUGACAUCUACGGCUUCGAGAGCUUCCAAACCAACAGUUUUGAGCAGUUCUGUAUCAACCUGGCAAACGAGAAGCUCCAACAGCACUUCAACCAGCACGUGUUCAAGGCAGAGCAGGAGGAGUAUGAGAGCGAAGCGAUCGACUGGAGCUACAUUGAGUUUGUGGAUAACCAAGACGUGCUCGAGCUCAUAGAGAAGAAGCCAAUGGGGAUCAUUGCUCUCCUGGACGAACAAUGCAUGUUUCCCAAGUCAAACCAUGAGACGUUUGCCACGAAGCUCUAUCAGACAGUGGGGGCCCAUCGACGCUUCGACAAGCCCAAGCUCUCACAGACCGACUUCACCAUCGAGCACUACGCUGGCAAGGUCACCUACCAAACCGAUCUGUUUCUGGAGAAGAACAAGGACUACGUGGUGAUGGAGCACCAGGCGCUGCUAGGGGCGUCAGUAGACCCUUUCGUGGCUGCGCUUUUCCCCAUGCCCUCGGGUGACAAGGCCAAGACCAAGUUCACUUCUCUGGGUUCGGGAUUCAAGCAACAACUGGCGGAGCUGAUGUCAACGCUGAGCCACAUGGACCCUCACUACGUGCGAUGUGUGAAGCCCAACGGGCAGUACAAGCCGGGGUACUUUGAGAACCCCAGUGUCAUUCACCAACUCAGAUGCGGGGGCGUGCUAGAGGCCAUUCGAAUCAGCUGUGCGGGCUAUCCCACUCGCCGCCCCUUCGAUGAGUUUCUUGACAGAUUCUCUGUUCUCGCACCAGACCUGUGUGAUGGGAGAAGAUACGACGACAAGACAGCCGUUACUCUCAUGCUGCAACGACUGGGCUUCAGCAACUUCCAGGUAUCAAGAACCAAGGUGUUUCAACGAGCAGGGCAGAUGGCAGACCUGAAGCUGGGGGCCAAGGUGUUCCUACGAGCGGGACAGAUGGCGGACCUGGAUGCGCUGAGGGCGGAGAGGCUUUCAGAGGCACCUAAAACUCUCCCCUCCGGCUCCUCCCCUUCUCCCCCUGCUCUCCCCAUACCCUUCCCCUUGAACAGGCCACCUGACUCGGCAGUACUACAGCUGGCUGCGAGAGGAGACGGCAGCAGUGACGAUUCAGAAGCACGUCACCUGACCCGGCAGUACUACAGCUGGUUACGAGAAGAAGCGGCAGCAGUGACGAUUCAGAAGCACGUGCGGCGAUACACCACGCAGCUCGCCUACGAGCACACGCGCUACAGGGCCAUCAUCAUCCAGGCGGCUGCUCCAUUGCUGCUCUCCCUCAACCUCCUCUCACUCCCUUCGCUCCCCUCUCUCCCCCCUCCUCCCCUCCUGCUCUCCUCCCUCUCCCCUCUCUUUUUCUCCCUCCGCUCUCCCCGCUCCCGCUCUUCUCCUUCCCCCCAACCCCCAGGCCACCUGACUCGGCAGUACUACAGCUGGCUACGAGAAGAAGCAGCAGCGGUGACGAUUCAGAAGCACGUGCGGCGGUACACCACGCAGCUGGCCUACGAGCACACGCGCUACAGUGCCAUCAUCAUCCAGGCGGCGUUCCGCGGCAUGUUGUGCCGCAAGUGGGUGCGGGAGAUCAGAGUGCAGCGGGCGGCAACAAGGAUACAGGUUGGUUGGGAGGAGAGAGAAGAGGAAAGGGGCGAGAGGGCAGACAUGGAGGUGGACGGGUAG